Molecule: messenger RNA, 13037 nt
Organism: Pocillopora meandrina
Lineage: Eukaryota; Metazoa; Cnidaria; Anthozoa; Scleractinia; Pocilloporidae
Source: the annotation of a GenBank genome assembly
AUGAAAGGAUUCGCUUCCGUAUUGCUAUUUGCAGGGACACUGUCGUUGUCAAUAUGUCUUCCUCUUAAAAGAACGGAUACCGAACUGCUGAAAAGAGGUAAAUAGCUCUUUCAGAUACGCUCUGCAAUUGUAACGCUGGUAGCAUCGUUCGGUUUUUUCCACCUGUGACUGAAAUAAGCUAUUUUCACCUUAUCUUGCGUACAGUACUCUAUAGGAAAAUCAAAUUUUAAAGGGAAAGAUUUCGGCAUGUGUAUUUUGACCCAUUCAUGAAGCAAGAUGCAGGUAGCUCAAAUUUUAAAAAUCUGCUAAUGAAAAUUAUUGCAUAUGUUCAUUCGAAAAGCAAUUUCUUAUUUCGAAGACAGCUAUGAUUUUAAGCGAAAUACACAAAUGUUUAUUAAUACUCUCUGAUUAAAGCUUGUUGGUUCAUUUUACUUAUAUCGCAGAAUUAAAAGCUACAUCUGAUUAUUCUUUAAGGAAUCAUUUGCAAGUCCCGUCAUAGAUAUUUUGGGCGCGUCCCGUAUCAACCGCUUAUGUAAAUUUAUUGUGAAUAACACAAAUAAUAAUCAUAACGUUGCAAAAAGCAAGCUUUCGUUGAUAAAGUCAUCUCAAGGAUCUGUUAAGGAAGCUGCGUGAAAAACCUUUUUUCUUUGAUGACCUCUUUUGUUAUCAGUUAUCACCGGAUGUUGCUUUUAACUAACAUUUUACCAAGGCAAGGAUUUUAGCGCAACUAAAGGGUCUCCUUGCUCGGUCAUUACUCGUUCACUAGAUUAUGUUGAUCAUUUAAGUUUAUAUUUGUAUUUUAUAUAUAUGCUUCGUAUGCAUUUUACAGAAUUUUCCUCAUCCUUAGUCUUCACACUUUUUCUCACAUUCAAAUUUACUCUGAUUUUUAUCUAGAUCUGUAAAGUAUUUUUCUCAACUCUGAUGAAGCCGUCGAUCGGCGAAAGCUAGGAUCUUAUAAAACUUGAAGUUUAAAUCAAACUAUACCGACACGAGAGAUUACCCAAAAGGGGUUCUUUCAUUCUCAUAUCUUCCUUUACACUUGAAGAACAUACACUGAUAAAACAAAUGCGCAAUCCACGUGCACUUAUGUUAAAUUUGCGAAAUUAUAAAUACUUUGACAUAAUGCUCUAUUUUCCAGUUAAAAGGCAAGCCGUGGAUGGUGCGAAUGAUGACAAGAAUGAGACAGUUGCCGAUCGACCUCCCGGACUGGGUGGUACAAAUAUCCGAUUUCCAAGUAAGUCAAGUUGUGCAGUUCAUAAUUUCAGUCUUUGAGGUUGCGCAGGAAUACAUGCAAUUCGUCCCAGUCGGGUUUGUCACUGGCAAUGAUCAUUUGAGGCGUUGCAUACUAGUAACUCUUGUUAGCCACAUGAUUUCAACUUGGAAGUUGUGAAACAUGAAAGAAACGGAAAGAUUUCCACAUAGCCCCAUACUAUUGUAAAACAAAGUCAUACUCCCAGAGGAAAUUUGUUGUUUUUGCUGCCGCUUUCUUUAUCCAAGAACUUUGUGCAUUAUGAAGCAUGGGGCUGUGAGGAAAUCUUGCCUGAGAAACCUCCACGACAAGCAACACCUACAAAAAAAAUACUAAUUUCAAUUUUUUAUUGGAAUUGCUGUGCUCUUUGUCCGAUAAAGAUUACGUUAAAUAAUCUCCUUAUCAUCCGGCAAGUUGUCAUGUUUAUGAUUAAGGAAUGUAAUUUUUGUUCAGUUUGCAUAUACCAACUGGGCAUGUCCAAUCGAUUCCGCAUUUGGGAUUAUCAAAUCACAGCAUCUUCUGCAUACCCAAGCAGGCACCUGCAGCCCCACAUGGGGAGGUUGAAUAACCCGUGGGGAUCAUGGUGCAUCAACAGAAGACAUCCAGGACCUCACUACAUGCAGAUUUAUCUCGGUAAUUGAUGGAAUACAGAGCAGUCACUCAUUAUUCAAAAAUCGUAAAGUAACCAGAUUUGUUAAUCUAAAAUACAGUGAUAUCAAUUUAGGUGGGAUCAUCAUAUCUAAGGCUAUUAAGCAUUUCUCAACGUAUUAAUUUAAGAAAAAGGCAGACGAGUCGGCGAAAAGCAUCAACUGUGUGUAAAACACUAAAACUUACGCGAGGAAAAUAUUUCAGCUGUAUAAUAUCAUUUAAAAUCCAUUUUAGGCGGAAUUGUGUUGGUCAGCGGUGUCAUAACUCAAGGAGCGCGCCACACACCCGACUGGGUAACCGAAUAUCGUGUGAGCUACAGUCUUGAUGGUCAGCGGUGGGAUUACUAUAAAGAAAAUGGCACAGCAAAGGUAAUCUUAUUUUACACUGAAUAUUUAUGGUAUAUUCCUAUGCUAUCUAUGCUUUCAACUAUAAUUUAUCGACUAAAUAUCACAUAUGGUCUGCGGAGUUUUUUGCAAAAUAAAAGUGCUGUGGAAGGGUCGGGCUUUGGUUGCUCUUUCAAUACGAUCAGUACUUUUUUCACGAACACCUUUUGUUCCUUGAAUACGUCUCUUCGUUUCAAUUAUUGAACUGUAAUCAGCUUAUUAAGAUCCAGAUUUUUGCAAAGUUUUACAAAAAUCUUUUAUUCAGUUCAGAUGAUCUUAAAUUUGCAUUGACUUUUGAGUGAAAGGUUUUGCUUUAUAUUUGUGGCAGGUUUUCCGCGGAUUCUAUUUUGCAUUUACCAAUCAUUUCAAGUACAGGGUGGCUGCUAGAUUCAUUCGAAUUAAUCCCCAAUCCUGGAACGGAUUAAUACUGUGCAUGCGCGCCGAGCUGAUAGGCUGUUCAUUCGGCCAAGGUAAGACAAAUUUAAAAGAAACCCCCAAAACAUUUCAAUACGGGAUAAUGAAUUAUUUAUCCACAAAAUCUUAGACUCAAAACCACAAGAUAACGGCGACAUUUGGGAAAAGGUUUGCGUCCGUUGUCUACCGUCGCGUUGAGGCGUGUUAUCAGUGUCACUAGUUUAGCGCACCGGUUUUUCGUUGUGAAUUCCUUGGUGACCCAAAUCAAAACUUGCAUAAUCCAUGAACUUGUCGUAUAUAUUAAACCCUUUUUGCAAACUUUCUUCUUUUGAGAAGUAAUUUGAUUAACAGACUUUAAUAUUUCACAAUUUUCAGUUAAUUUGGCAUACAAUCGUACAGCUGAACAAUCGAGCACUGAGGAAGGAGACGUAGCCUCAAAAGCGAUCGACGGAAGGCUAGGCAAUGGUAAGAGUAGCAAUAAUUUAACCCUCAGGGUAAAAAAAAUACGUUGUAAAACUUAAGCAGUAUAAGGUCUAUCAAAAUAUAAGAAUCCAACGUUGACAAAAUGUAACCACUCAAGCAAGUUUUUUACUCAAUAAGGAGCCACUUUAAAAGUCUAGCUUUUAAAUAUCGAUAGACUAGUCAACUUCGAUUGUCGCUCGAAACUUCCUAGAAAGCUGGGCCGAUUGAGAAUAAACUUUGCGGUGGUCAUGCGAUUUUUAGCGGUUUGAGUUUUGUCUAGCUGCCUACAGGAAUCGACCGACCAACCGAAAUUUCUCCCUACUAACUGCUCGAACUCGUUUAUUUCUCACAAAAUCAAUUAUCACUGAGCAGUUCUGGCAUCUCUACGUGAAUGCUUAUAGUAUGCCAAUAGAGUGGCGAGCCGAAGCGGUUUAGGAGUCCAUGGUCUUGUAUUGAGUUUUUAGGUUACCGAGGGUCUCAGAAACCGAGGUAAAAGUGACGAUAGUCUAUUUCCAUCACAUUUAUCCGAUAAAUGAUCUGUUCCCAAGGUUCUGAAGCAUUGCGAUAUUGAUUUAUUGGAGAUAGUUAAAGAAGCGACCUUUAAGGAGAGCUUAUUAAUCGUCCUAGCUACUGUUGAGGACAACCAUGUGAGUGAAAGUUUACUACGGACGGUCAUACUCUAUCUUAACACUCCUUUUCACAAAUGUACCAUCUAUACGUCUGUCAUAAUUCCGGUUAAACACAACAAAUUUUGAAUGCUAACUUCAAUGAAGAAAGUUUUAUCAUUGUUUUACUUCCUAUUUUAGGUUCCUGCUCUUUGACCCAGACCGAGGAUAGCCCCUGGUGGCGACUGGACCUGGGGUAUAACACUACGAUAAAAGAGUUAUACAUUGCUGGACCCCAAAAUGGCACUGAGCUAAAAGAUUUUGAAAUAAGCAUAGGAGAUAGCUUGGAAGACAAUGGAAACAUAAAUAGAAAGUGCGGCGAUAAACACAGUGUACGACCUGGUGAAAUCAAAACCAUAAGCUGUGAUUUAACCGGACAAUAUAUCAACAUUCAGGUCCCUGAGAGCGGAAAAGCGUUGUCCAUUUGUGAAGUAAUUCCUUAUGGAAUGGGUACGUUGUAUUAGAAAAGAGGCUUGACCAAAAAUAUACAGUAGACCUAACUGCACAAUAGGAACGUUCUUAUCCCCCACCCCUCCCUUGAUUGAGCUUAUAAAUCUGAAUGGCUUUUAGAAGGGUGGUUCACUAGAGAGAAAUUGGGGGAGGGGAAGUAUACAAAUCAAAAAACAUUUGGGCAAAAACUGUUUAAGUUUUGCCUAGUAUGCAUUUCUUCGAAUGACACACCUACGAAGCACAAAGCGGAAACUGAUUGAAUUUGAGGGCUAUCUCUAAAGGGAAAGUGGAGGGAAGGGGGCGUUGGGGAAUAGCGCGUUCACAGUUAGUGGGAUCUUAAAAAAAGAGGUUCGUAUAAUCUACUGAGUAUAUAGACAUGAUAGGAAAUCAACUUGAAUACUUGCUGACUGAACCUUUUUUUUUGCAGACCCAUCCAUGGCGGACUUCAAUCCAUAUGUCGUCCUGAACUAUGUAAAUUAUGUUCGUAGGCUAGAGCAAUUAAAACAACUUCGAGAGCGACAGGAACGACUGAGAAACGCCACGUUGGAAGCUCAAAAGCAAGGCAAACAGCUUGUUAGUCAGGGUCAACAGGUAAACUGACUUCAGAUAAACCAUAACAUGGCUUAUUCCGCCGCAGACGCGGAUAUCAGAGGAUAUUCAACUGCUCAGUGCCCAUCCCGUAGUAUUGUUACUCCCUUAGGAGAGGUACCAGUCCAUCGCGCUGUUACUGCCCAGCGUAUCGUCAAAGCUCUCUCACAGUAAGCCAGUAUCCAUCAAUAAUACUGGGCGGAGAGGCGCCAUGAAGGCCAAGUAUCUAACCCAAGAAAAAACUGCAAUGUUAUCACAGACCUGUAAAUAAAGAAUCCACCGAGUGCGCUCAUCACCAAGCUAUCUCUUCUCAUUCCCUCGUGCAAAUAAUAUUCUUUUUUAUGUCGGCCAAAAUGUUUGAGGGGGUAAUUUCCGUCUUUGUUACUCUGUUUGAACAGUUAAACAAAACAUAUUAAUAAAGUUGAAUUGGUGUUAGUUCGAAGUAUCUAUGCUUUGUCUGUUUAAAACUGCAAUACUCUUAAAUAGUAGCGUUAUUUCUGCUGAUGUCUGUUGGUUACCUCUAUGAAUCCAAAUCCUGCAAAAAUGUAACUGAAAUUGAGUUUGAAGAAAAGUUCCUCGAGCUUCCCAAUGCUAUUUGCAGUGAUGAUAAGGAAAAGAUUGAGAAGCCCCAGCGCUACUAUGAAAUUCUUUAAUUCUGAGCGAAAACUUUGGUCUCGACAUUUCACCAGUAUUUAAAGGUAAAUGUCUUUAAUGUCAACAAAAUGAAAAAUGCUAAAUUUUUGUCAAUGUGGAACGCGUUUCUCCACUUUUCAUAAGAUGUUAAAGAGAUUCAAUUACGAGAAAAUCGUCCGCAUUAGCGUGAACUCGUCCUUUGCGCGACUCAACUGUCUCCUCCCACCAUUCUUACAUCUACCGGUGAAAAAAAAAUUUAAGGCAGACAAAAUUGUUGUUUAGCUCCAACCCCCUCUUAUGGAAGACAAAUACAACGUAUUUGCAUUAGAUUUGAAUUGAUCAGCUAAUGAACUUCUGCUCGAUUUCGCCUAGAUAAAAAAAGGCGUUAUAAAGUAUGAAUAUUUUUUAUGUGUUUUUCCAAAGGCUAUCGGCGGAGCCCAACAACAAGGUCAACAAGCCAUCCGUCAAGGUCAACAACUGGCUGGUCAAGGACAAGCUGCCGUGGGUGGAGCCGUCGGCCAAGGUCAAGCAGCUCUUGGCGGCAUUCAGAGUGAGUUCUCAAUACCUAUCAUAUUAUUAAGUAUGUAGGGAAUUUCUCUCCAGUUUCAACGCCUUUCUUUCAGAUCAAGGCCAACAGGCUUGGGGUCAGGCACAAGGGAUGAUGGGUGGUGCUCAGGGUCAAGGACAACAGCUUCUGAAUCGAUUCCAAGGCCAAGGAGGCGGCAUGGCAGGUCAGUUCCAAAAUCAGUUUGGCCAACUUCAAGGUCAAGGAGGCGGCAUGGCAAGUCAGUUUCAAAAUCAGUUUGGCCAACUUCAAGGUCAAGGAGCCGGCAUGGCAAGUCAGUUCCAAAAUCAGUUCGGCCAACUUCAAGGUCAAGGUGCGGGAAUGCUGAAUCAGUUGCAAGGUCAGGGUUUGGGUGUGGCUAACCAGUUUCAAGGCCAAGGACAACAAUUAGCCAGUCAACUUCAAGGCCAAGGUAUGGGAAUGGUGAAUCAAUUUCAAGGACAAGGAAUGCAACUGGCCAAUCAACUUCAAGGGCAGGGUAUGGGAAUGGUGAAUCAAUUUCAAGGCCAAGGACAGCAAUUAGCCAGUCAACUACAAAGUCAGGGUUUGGGGGUGGCAAAUCAACUCCAAGGACAAGGCAUGCAACUUGCCAAUCAACUUCAAGGCCAGGGGAUGGGAAUGGUAAAUCAGCUUCAAGGACAAGGAAUGCAAGUGGCCAAUCAACUGCAAGGCCAGGGAGCAGCGAUGCUUGGUCAAGCACAAAGUCAGCUUGGUCAGCUGCAAGGUCAGGGAAUGGGAAUGGUAAACCAGCUUCAAGGACAGGGGUCGCAAUUAGCCAGUCAACUACAAGGACAGGGAAUGGGGUUAGCUAAUCAAAUUCAAGGACAAGGCAUGGGGGUUGUGAAUCAGCUGCAGGGCCAAGGUAAAGAAGAAACAAUUGUGCAUCGAAUAAAUUUUUGAACAGCAAUUUUUCCUCUUUACUGUAAAUUGUUGAAAAUAAUGAUGGUUUUUAUCUUUUUCACGAAGGGAUGGGUGCCGUCAACCAACUCCAAAGCCAAGGACUAGGAAUGGCAAAAGGACUGACCAGCUCUAAAGAUGAUUUGAUUGAUAGGGUAAGAGUGUCAAGAUGGUAAAUAGCAAUAAAUGAAAGAAGACGAAAAUGCAACAAAACUGCAGUAAUAAGCAGCAACGACAAUGAGUGAAACAUGUAUCCCUAAUUUUAUACGAAUACAAAGGUUUUUAAGUUAAGGUGUUAUUUCCAUUAUACAGGUAACUUGUUUGUUAUCUUAUGUUAUCAUUGUAUGGAACUGAAAAUAUUACACAGCCUUAUUUGACAAUAUAGUGACCUGGAUUUUUUUUUUCGUUUUUCAGGCAAAAGACUUCUAUAAAAAGGUAAGUUUUUAAUAUUAGAAUGUUUCAUCCUUUGAAUUUUUCCCAGCCUACAGGAGUUAAUCUGUUUAGUACAUUUUUUUGUAAUAACUUGUGUUUUUGCAGUUAAAACCAUGGCAAAAAAGAGCAGAAGACUUCUAUAACGAUAAAAUCAAGGGACGUUACUACCAACUGGGAAUGAGUAAGUCGAUGAGAUGUCUACCGUACAUGUGUGUGUUUUUAAAGCGCAAUUGUGACCCUCUGUAAUUUUUUUGGCAAUAUUCCCUGUCUUCAGGCCCCGUCUUGUCUUUACCCUUGCACAAACACAAUUGUUUUCUUCCUUUUUUAUGAUUUGAUCCUUUAAAACAGAAACAAAAGAGCACUGACUGGAAAUUUGGUAAAAUUUUACAGGGAUAUCUUAGAAUUUGUUUUUGUUAUAUUAGAUUGGUUUAAUCGCGGUAAAGACUACGGCAUGAAAGCUCUUAAUGUAUUUAAAGAAAGUGUGUUGUCUGAGUUCACUGGGCUGGCGAGUGAUCUUGGCGGAGAACUGUCAGCAAUUGGAAACUAUGACACUGGAGACGUGAAGGGACUUCUGGACAAUGUUGAUAAGGAUAAGAUAAAGAAACUGGUGGAGAGAGUUAAACCUCUCAUUCCCGAGUAUUACGAAAAAGCCAAAAAAGUAGCCAUGGAUGUUUUCAACGAAGGAAAAACUCAGUUCGAAAAGAUAAAAGAAGAGGUUGAAAAGGAGGUAUGAGGCGUUUGUCGAUGUUAGUUUCUUCUGAAAUCUUUUCACCCUUAAUAUGCUGUCGUCUCACCGGGCACAGUUGAAGUUAUAUUUAAAAACAAUGUGAAUUAUUAUUAUCAACAUUACUCUUCUUUCAAAGGACACAAAAUUCAACUGGGGAUGGGAGGGGAUGAGAAAUUUCCUUCGACAUGACAGUAUCAUAGCACACACGGCACAGAAAGACCACUAAAAGUGUUACUAAAAGUAAAAAGGGAGAUAGGUGCCCCUAUCACCUUGGACCCACUUAGCGAGUAAUAAAAUAAAUUAAUGAAUAGAGAAACACAUUUCUAUCGUGCUAAAGGCGGGAUAUCACUCAUAGGCCGAUAAGGCUGUGAAAAUGGGUGAAGGUCUGUCUGCAGAGGCGACUGGUUUAGCGGAGGAAGCUAAACAGCAGGGCAUGAGUGCUGUUGGAGAUGCGCAGAGAGCAGGGGAGUCAGCCCUGGAGCAAGCCAGAAAGACAGGGGAAGGGCUUGCGCAGCAAGGACAACAAACUCUCAGUAAGUGGUUUUGUCAUGAGUUUUCAGUAGUCUCAAGGUUGACGUUAUCAUCUUGAGUUUGAAAUGGUUAAUGGUUCUUUUGGUAUAAAUAUUACACUUGUAAAAUUUAUUUGAUACAGUGUGAAUUAGUAAAUGCACCGAGUACUUUAAGACCUGUAAGUGAGUGUGCAUGUGCUUUGAGUAAAAAUCACUCGCCUCAUCAUUGUCACUUUUCGCGGAAUCAACGAGUCCUGUCUCAUCAUACGCAAGCAAAAACAUAAGAAAGUUGCCUAUUUUGACUGAUUUUCAAACGAGAAAUCUCUUAUCCGACAGACCAAGUUCAACAACAAGGAAUGGGAAUAAUGAACCAGGCCCGUCAAACCGGUAUGGGUGCUUUUAACCAAGUGAGGCAACAAGGAAUGGGAGCUUUAGGGCAAGUACAGAGUUUUGGGCAGCAGGGAUUACAGCAGGUUUGGUCAUAUUUGUUUACCUUAGGUUAUUAUGAUCAGCGCGAAAAUUAAUGGUUUUACGAAAUUGUAAUGCGUGGUUCACCUGAGCCUAAACUGUAUGAAGCGAAGUUUUAAACGGUGAAUUUUUAGCGGAAAUGUGGAAAGAAUCGAUAAAACACAUAACUAUCAAGAGCAAGCCUUACUAAUGAAAGCCGGAACUAAACGUACACACCUACGGAAUCGGACAAAGAAGGUGUUUCAAAAAACAUUCUGGUGUACACAUGUUUGUUUUCUAUUCCUCAGGCACAGGGUCUCCAAGGCCAGCUAAUGCAAACUGGUCAAGGACUCUAUGGACAAGCUCAAAGUAUGGGCCAAGGUCUACAGGGCCAACUCAUGCAGACUGGUCAGGGCCUCUAUGGGCAAGCUCAGGGAAUGGCAGGUGGCCUACAGAAUCAAAUGAUGCAGACUGGGCAGGGAUUGUAUGGCCAAGCACAGGGCAUGGGCCAAGCUGCGCUACAACAAGGAAUGAACGUUGGGAAUCAGCUGCGGCAGCAAGGACAAGGAGCUUUUCAGCAAGGACUGGGAAUGGCUCAAGGUCUCCAAGGUAUCGAACUGACUAAAACGUUAUCUUUAUAUAAGACACGGCUGUAGUAAUUUGAAGAAGAAUUAAAGUAUCGACAUCUAGAUGUAUAUAGGAACACAGUAGCAUUAAGUCAUUAAUUGAAAAGCGCAUGGAGUACACAAAGGAUUGAAGAAAUCAUAAUUACGCAAAAACGCCUCUAGCUGUCUCUGUAUCCUGAAAAUACCAUGUUAAAUUCGAAACUAAUAUGUUCGAAAUGUCAUUCAUAACUGAACUGUACUCACAAGUUUGCUGCUUAACCCGUUAACUCCCAUGAUCGACCAGGACAGAAUUUCUCCUUACAAUAUGGAUACAAAAUCAACCAGAUAAACUAAGAUUAUAAGAGUUAUAUGGUUGAAAGUAAAGAGAAAGAAAAAAUUGAUUUAGGAGUUAAAGGGUUAACGCACUCAGCAAUUCAAUCGGCACGAGAGGUUGAGCCCUCUACAAACAAGGAUGCUGAGAUCUGUACUUACUCUCGCAAUCCUUUCAAAAUGUUUGUGAUGCUUUUUAUUUCGAUCACAGGGCAAGCAAUGAAUAUGGGUCAAGGAUUCCAACAACAAGGAAUGCAGCUCAUGAAUCAAGGACAACAGCUAUCGCAACAAAUGGCUGGUAAGUAGAUCUUCCUUUUGAAAAUCUUGGUACAAUGAAUCACAUCUAAUAACUAUUUAUUAGUCAGUCUUUUUAUCGAAAGGAUGUCAAAACUUUACUUGUUAGUUAUUUUUGCAUUUGGAUAACACAUAUAUUUUUGAAAUACAACUUGCAGUUCGGAAAAAUAAUCUUUGAUCACGAGUAAAUUUGGAAUUCAAGUGGGGUGUAGGUGAAAAGGUAAAAUGUCGGCCAUGGGUCAAAAGUGUCACUUUAGUUAUAGAUUUGAAGAUCCGACCAUCGGACCCUUGAAAAAAGCUCUUUAACAUCAUGCGUUUCAGAAGCAUUUUGAAGCACUGUUCCGGACUUACUGAGAUUUUGUCAGUUAUAUAAUUUAUUCAUUGAAGGAAUCUGCAGCAUUUUCUACGAUCCUCCUAAAAACAAGUAAAGAAUAAUUUAUGAAGGAAUAUCUUAAUGGCAAACCAAUGCUUUUUUCAUGUACUUUCAAUACUCAUCUAUUCGAUGUGUUGGCUACCAGGGAUGGGAUCAAACUAUUAUGGACAAGCUAUGAAUAUGGGUCAAGGUUUGCAACAGCAAGGAAUGCAGCUCAUGAAUCAGGGACAGCAACUACAACAGCAACUGGCAGGCAAGUUUUUCUUUAACAAUUAAACGCCAAAUGCGAGAAUGUGAUCAGCACAUGCUCACAAGUCUAUUUGAAAAGCGUUAUUAUAGCUUGACGUCAGCACGUUGAUUUUUACUGCCUGACAUGAAUUACGCUGGGGAGGAGGAACAGCUUGUUUUCAACAACUACAGCUCAUGAACCAUCGUUUCCUAUAAAAGAUUUUACCUGAAAUUCUUUUUAAGAUCCUCACUACUGACCUAACAGAUGAAUUCAGGGCCACAACUUUUUUAAUCCGUGGUCAUGACGUGCUACCCUGUUUAAGUAGAGUCAUUAUCCUUCUUCUUAUGAUAAUUAUUACUAUUGUUAUGACUAUUUUUAUUAAUGAUCCAAGAUUCCGUGAAGAAUUAGCAUUGAACUGUCUGUUGAUUGAUCAGGAAGACAAGGAUUACACUCAGUUCUCAGCGUAAAUGUACGAUCAAUUUUUCGCUAUCCUUUCAUGAUUUGGUUGAUUUUUAAAGGCAUGGGAUCCAAUUAUUAUGGACAAGCCAUGGGUAUGGGCCAGGGACUCUAUGGACAGGGUAUGAAUAUGGGCCAGGGAUUUCAACAGCAAGGGCAGCAACUCAUGAAUCAAGGAAAACAAAUGGCAGGCCAGCCACCAAGCCCCUCUCAGCAGUGGCAGCACCUCAUGAAACAGGGCCAGCAGUUACAGAGUCAGGGAGAUGCCCUUAAAAGACAAGGCCAACAGGCGGCUGGGGGAGGUUCGAAAUAGAACCUACAUAGAUACCAAACCUCUGUAAUGAAGACAGUUAUGGAGAGGAAAGCAGUGGGUUUGAUUUACCCGAUGACUCACUAGGACAUUUGUUUCGCAGUCCUAUAAAUCUGUCGGGUGUAUCAAGAGAGAAUUUACGUCUUAAGGAUAUUACAGCGAAUGUGAAUCGGACUCGAAGUCAAAAAAGUUUCAUGUUUUCCCAUAGAAAUUGCAACGUUAUUUCGCAUUUGUUGCUCGUAAGAAUCUCGGCUUACGCCCCACUGAUGUUUUUGUUAACAUCGAAAUAUGCACCAAUGACUCUUAAUCAAUUGUAAAAAGCACGAAUUCAUUGAUUUAGGGACAUGACAAGCUUAGAGGAAUUAUAGACGUCACCCUUAGAGUAACGACCAUGUUUAGCAUCUAUAACUAAGAAGAAGUCAGGAAAGAAAUGCUUAUUGUUAUUGUCAGUGACUACAAACCUCCCAAUUCCCUAAAGUAGCAUGUUAAAGUGGUACUUCGAGUCAAUGAGACGUCGAUAACAAUACGUAAAUGUUCCACUUUUGCAGACCUGAAAUUACAUGUACACGAACAGAGAUAAUAUACAAACAAUUUCAAAUACUAUUCUGCUAAACAUUCGAACUACAUAGUUUUUUUUUCAUUCUUGACUAAUAUAUCCAGUACACCCUAACAUCAGUAUUAAUAUUCUCCUUACUGUUCUCUAUACAUUUCCUACCAGCCAAGAAAUUCUCCAAUUUGUGAUGAUUUUCUUUAUCCUUGUGAUCUUAAUGUGCGAUCCAGGGGUGAUAUUGUAAGGAGAAAUUAGAUGCUAGUCACUCUCAGGGGCCAGAGGUCAAUCAGAUUUUAAAAUUCUGCAACUUCUUCCCAGGAUUCCAUCAUUAAAUUCUUAUGGCCUAAGCUAUUUCUUGUUCAGAUAUGGAAGACAACUUUCCUGUUACUACGUUAUUUCUUUCCUUAAAACCCUGUUUUUUUCUUGAGAGGCAGAUUAUUCCCAAACAGAAUGAGUGCCUCUGGGCAGUUCCUAUCUGGGCAUUUUUUUAGGUUGCAAAGAAAUGCAGGUAUUUUGUGUUAGCAUUUAGCCUCCGAAAAUUCUCCUAAUGAGGCCCUUUUCACCAUUAUGAUAUGUUUGAUUUGAAGCCAGCCGCAAAAUAUGUUUGGGAAAUUGUAUUAGCUCCCUUCCCACUCUCCCUUAAGGAAAAACCUAGUUAUUUGCUUAGAAACUUGACAGUUACUACAUUCGUUUCUUUUAUUUUUCUUGUAAAAACCCUUAUAACAUGCUCAAAACAAUUAAGUCUGAGUUUUACUGAAGUUGAAGUAUGAAUGAAUAGCCAUACUCCAGAGAGAGAUGUAGUAAAAUACUUUAAAACUAUG